Mus pahari (shrew mouse) is the source of this 1860-nucleotide messenger RNA. RefSeq names its product transmembrane 9 superfamily member 2-like. The coding region runs from base 1 to 1860 and encodes 619 amino acids. Gene Ontology annotation, biological process: protein localization to membrane. Gene Ontology annotation, cellular component: membrane. The record is from RefSeq and is a predicted model, not a curated record. Lineage: Eukaryota; Metazoa; Chordata; Mammalia; Rodentia; Muridae. The transcript has 16 exons.
AUGGCGGAAAUGCUUGGCCUGUUUCCAGGCGAGGUUCACGAGGUACAUGAAACGCAGGCAUGCGCAUUGGCGUCCUCAGCUGCCAGGACACUCGGUCCUGAGACAGCCUUCGAGAUGGGUCUCGGAGGUCGCCGUGAGGAAACCAAGCUCUGCCGUGGCCUCCACGGGCUGAAGUGGUGGCUGUUGCUGGGUUUCUUGGCUACUACCUGUGACGCUUUCUUCUUCCCGGGACUGGUUCCUGUCACCUACUGUGAGGAAGGCCAUCCCAACGCCUAUUGUAAGUCCUCAAUCCAGGUAUACGCUGAUAAGUUGUACUCAAUGGACACUGUGAUGUUCUAUGACUAUGAUAGCUUUGACUUCUGUCAAGAUUCAUCGAAGAGAACCCCCUCUGAGACUCUUGGACAAAUCCUAUCUGGAGAACAAGUAACAUCAUGUCCCUACAAGGUUAUUCAGCUGAUCUUAUCAUUCAACAAAAAUAAUAGUUUGUACCUCUUCAACCACCUUGACAUUACUAUUACAUAUCACAUAGAAAGUGACACAACCAUCAAGGUUGCUAAGCUGAUUAGUUCCAGAGUUGAUCCCAAAAGCUAUAAACAUUUAGAUGAAGACCACCUAACUUGCAAUGAGCCCCCUAUGGAAAUUCCUGAAGAAGUUACAGAGAAUUUAAAUGUGAUCUAUACAUAUUCUGUGAAAUUUGAGGAAAGUAAAGCUACUGAAUUGUCCUCGGAAGGGGAUUAUGAUUCGGACAGUACAACUGAGAGCAACCUUCAGUGGAUUAGGCUCGUCAACUCCCUUUUUGUGAUCCUUUUCUUGUGUGGCCUGGUGAUUAUCCUCAUCUUAAGAAGUAUCUGUAGAGACAUUGCCCAAUUUAACCGCAUAAAAAUUUCUGUAUAUGACCGGAGGCAGUUUGGUUGGAGGUUGAUUCAUGGGAGUGUAUUCAGGCUCCCAGAGCAUAGCUUGUUGCUGUCCAUCCUACUUGGUCAAGGAACACAAGUUUUCAUAAUGACAUUUCUGUGUUUAUUUCUGGCUGGCCUUGGUUUUCUUACUCCUGCUGAUCAAAAUGCUUUGGUGAACUAUGGUAUUGUACUGUGGCUCGCACUGGAAAUCCCUGCUGGAUACAUGUCUGCCAAAAUGUACAAGACAUUUAAAGGUAUAAACUGGAAGAUGCAUUUUUUGCUGACAACAUUGUUAUUUCCUGGAAUUGUCUUUGCUGAUAUCUUUAUUAUGAAUCUGAUUCUGUGGAUGGAAGGCUCAUCAGCUGCUAUCUCCUUUUGUACACUGGCAAGCUUCUUUGUAUUGUACUUUGGAGUUUCAACACCACUGACAUUUUUAGGAGUGUACUUUGGGAAAAGGGAACAGUUUGAUUUUCCAGUUCAGACACAAAAGACCCCUCAUAGGAAUCCGCAAAGGGCUUUCUUUUCAAAAUCAACUAUUACCAUUAUACUUGGUAGUCUUUUACCCUUUGGCUGUAUUUUUCUACAAAUUUCUUAUAUUCUAAACCGUAUUUGGUCUCCUCAUAUGUACUACCUGUUUGCCUUCCUUUUCUUAAUCUUCUUAAUUUUUAUGAUUUCCUGUUCAGAAGUUACAGUUCUGCUAUGCUAUUUUCGGCUGUGUGCUGAGGAUUGUGGUUGGUGGUGGAGAGCCUUUUUGACCAGCAGUUUUACAUCUGUUUAUAUUUUUAUAUAUGCGCUUCAUUACUUUUUUACCAAAAUUCAAGUCACUAGCAUUGGAAGUGCCUUUAUGUACUUUGGGUAUGCAUUUAUCCUAGUGCUAGCUUUCUUCCUUUUCACAGGAACAAUUGGAUUUUUUUCUUGCUUCUUCUUUGUUACUACAAUCUACGGUGUGCUGAAAGAGGAUUAA